AGUUUGAUAGAAAAGGAUCUGAAUGGAACGAUUGUCAAUGGAAUUCAAUGCAAAGAGAGAUGAUUUCCUGUGGUCCGCUCCAAUCGUUUGCCCAAUGUCUUAUUCGGAGAAAAAUAGUGACAGCGGAUAGCAUUCAAGAGACCAAUCUCUGUCGCUGUUUAUCGACCAUUGACCUCAUUGCUCUGGGUGUUGGCAGCACUCUGGGUGCUGGUGUAUAUGUGUUGGCUGGAGAAGUUGCCAGAGCAGAGUCUGGGCCCAGCAUUGUAAUCUCUUUCCUAAUUGCUGCACUUGCAUCAGUGUUGGCAGGACUAUGUUAUGCAGAGUUUGGUGCAAGAGUACCAAAGACUGGAUCGGCUUAUCUCUACAGCUACGUAACCAUUGGAGAAUUUUUGGCUUUCAUUACUGGUUGGAAUUUAAUUCUCUCAUAUGUCAUUGGUACAUCUAGUGUGGCCAGAGCAUGGAGUGGUACAUUUGAUGAACUGUUGGGCAAACGCAUUGAGAGCUUUCUCAGCAACAGUGUCAAAAUGGAUGCCCCAGGACUGGCCAAAUAUCCAGAUUUCUUUGCUGUGUGUUUGAUAAUGUUAUUGGCAGGUCUCCUGUCAUUUGGUGCAAAAGAAUCAACAACAGUAAAUAAAAUCUUUACAGCUAUUAAUGGCCUUGUGCUUGUAUUUGUCAUUAUUGGAGGUUGCAUUAAAGGAAACAGUUAUAACUGGAGCAUUAAUGCUGACGUGCUGUUGAACAUCACUGCAGAAACACGAAAUCUGUCCUCAACUGUAAACAUAACCAGUGAUUAUGGAGCAGGAGGGUUCAUGCCAUACGGAUUCAGUGGCACUCUGACUGGUGCUGCCACUUGUUUCUAUGCGUUUGUAGGGUUUGAUUGCAUUGCAACUACAGGUGAGGAGGUGAAAAAUCCCCAGAGGUCCAUUCCCAUUGGUAUUAUAGCUUCUCUUCUCAUUUGCUUCUUGGCCUACUUUGGAGUUUCUGCUGCCCUUACACUUAUGAUGCCUUACUACCUCCUUGAUACAAAAAGCCCACUCCCUGGGGCCUUUGAGUAUGUUGGAUGGAGUGCUGCAAAAUACUUUGUAGCUGUGGGCUCCCUGUGUGCACUUUCAACAAGCCUGCUGGGCUCCAUGUUCCCUUUACCUCGCAUUCUGUUUGCUAUGGCAAGGGAUGGUCUACUGUUUGAAGUUCUAGCAAAAUUGAGCAAGCGUCAGACUCCAGUUGUAGCCACAACAAUUGCAGGAAGCAUUUCUGCUAUAAUGGCAUGUCUUUUUGACUUGAAGACCUUGGUUGACAUGAUGUCCAUCGGUACACUUCUGGCUUAUACAUUGGUGGCAAUAUGUAUCAUUAUUUUGAGAUAUCAACCAGAUUUUAGUAAUAAUGUUGACAUAGAACUGAAUGAAGAGAAACAAGGUCAACAGACUUCAGAGGCCCCUAAGGGAGGUUUCAGUUUUAGCUCGUUGGUUAUUCCUCUUCAAGUUCCCUCACAGCAAUCAUCAAAUAUUGUUACAUGUUGUGUAGGACUAUUAGUCAUCUUAAUUUGCAUUCUAAGUGGAAUGACAACAUUUGGGCUGGAAUCUAUCGUAGCAGCAGAGACCAGGAGCAUUGGUUGCUUGGUGCCUGUCCUGUUGACAUCAGCAGUCACAAUGCUUAUUAUCUGGAGGCAGCCUCAAAACCGGAUCAAAGCUCCAUUUACGGUGCCCUGCCUUCCAUUCCUGCCAUUACUCAGUAUUUUGGUAAACAUUUAUCUGAUGGUACAGCUGAGUGCAAGCACCUGGAUUCGACUCUCUAUUUGGAUGGCAAUCGGUUUUCUGAUAUAUUUUUGCUAUGGCAUUCGGCACAGUGUGGAAGGCCAGCGAUUGUUAUCAAGCAAAAUUUGA
This is a messenger RNA of Carcharodon carcharias (great white shark), 1880 nucleotides long. RefSeq names its product cationic amino acid transporter 2-like. The transcript is spliced from 13 exons. Gene Ontology annotation, biological process: amino acid transport; transmembrane transport. The coding region runs from base 48 to 1880 and encodes 610 amino acids. Gene Ontology annotation, cellular component: plasma membrane. The record is from RefSeq and is a predicted model, not a curated record. NCBI's taxonomy places the organism in Eukaryota, Metazoa, Chordata, Chondrichthyes, Lamniformes, Lamnidae. Gene Ontology annotation, molecular function: amino acid transmembrane transporter activity.